Messenger RNA from Asparagus officinalis (garden asparagus), 471 nucleotides. RefSeq lists its product as uncharacterized. The coding region runs from base 1 to 471 and encodes 156 amino acids. The record is from RefSeq and is a predicted model, not a curated record. Lineage: Eukaryota; Viridiplantae; Streptophyta; Magnoliopsida; Asparagales; Asparagaceae. The transcript is spliced from 2 exons. Gene Ontology annotation, molecular function: nucleic acid binding; zinc ion binding.
AUGUUGGAGAAGACUUACACAUCCUUCCACGAGAAGGAUGCAAUCCUCAUGCAACAGUUCGCGAACGAAAGUUCAAAAAGCUCAGCUCCACCACCCGAAGCUCACAUGUUUUCUUCCCAGAAGCAGAAGAAAAAGCAUAAGGGUAAAUUCAACAAGGAGAAAGCCCCUAAGUGGCAGGCCAGAUGUCCACCCCAGAAAAACAACCCUCCCCAGAGCAGCAAUAGUGAGGGAAAGAAGAAGUGGAAGAAGAAGACAACUGAGCUGACGUCCAUUCCCAAGAACACUUGGGAGGAUAAAUACAACAGAUGUGGCAUGACUGGACAUUGGUCCAGAAACUGUCGCACUCCGCGACACCUCCAAGAUCUGUAUCUAGCGAGCCUGAAGUCUCCUGUUGAAACAAAUCUGGUGGAAAAGCAGCCGUCUUCUCAGUUCACUGCUGAUGACAUCGAAAUGGAUGAUCUUCUAGACUAG